Messenger RNA from Rangifer tarandus platyrhynchus (Svalbard reindeer), 915 nucleotides. The record is from the annotation of a GenBank genome assembly. NCBI's taxonomy places the organism in Eukaryota, Metazoa, Chordata, Mammalia, Artiodactyla, Cervidae.
AUGGAUGACGGGCAGAGGGCCACCAGGGACACCGAGUUGUCCUCGGGAUGCGGUCUGUGGGCAGCAGCCCCUGCGUGUCUGGUGGGGGUGGAGGUGGGCACAGGACUCGGUAAGAAUACCAAGCUGGCCUCAAUUCCAAGCCUUGCCCUCAGCUCAGCUCGAGGGGCGGGUCAGAACCUGCGAGAGGCUCUGGCCCCCGCAAGGAUCGUCAGAGCCCAAGGUCGCCGUGAGACAGGUUAUGGAAUCCGCAGGAGCAGCACGGCCAGCUUGCGGGCAGAAGCCGCAGCCAAGCGGCGCCGCGGCCACCUGUCCAGCAUCUCGAGGGCAGGUGUGCCCGGCGGGGCCCCGGCCCGACAGCUGCGCGGCCGGCUGCUCCCCCGACCCGGCCCGGGCGGGUCCAGGGCUUCGCGAUUCCGGGCCGCGGGCGCCGCGUGGCGGCCGCACAGAGAACAGCAAGCGGUCGGGGCGCGGAGCGGGGGCGCGCCGGGCUCCGGAGGCCGCGCUCCAAGGGCCCGGGCCGCGCGGGAGCAGGUGCCCCGAGCCUGGCGGUGGCAGGGGCUGAAGCUGUCAGGCCUCCCCCGAGUGUCUCUCUUCUGCACCUGUACAACUGACAUGUUUGUCGCGGCCCCGGCCCCCGCACAGGUCACAUGGCCGCGGGGCAGGGCUGGCCGCAAGGCUUCUCCACCUGAAUCACUGGGAGGAACCCGGAGAAGACAGGAAGAGGCUGGGAGAGGCAAAGCCAGCUGCUGCCGCUGCGAAGCAAGCGAGGGCGACAGAGCGGGGAGGCAGAGCCGGGAGGCGGACGAGGGCGACCUUCCGAGCGUUUCGGAAACGCCGGAAGGACUCACCAGUCAGAAGUACCGCCGCCCAGCUGGCUGGGUUGGUGGAGCACGAGACUUUAAUGGUCAGAAGUAG